AUGAUAGAUAAGCCACAUGAUGAUCACAUCAGCAAAAAUGCUGCACAUCAAGCGGUCUCUAUAUGGGAGAAAGGUGUCCAGAAAGAGAGAGACGGUUCGAUGAAUGAUGCUAUAAAAUUCUAUAGGCAAGCAUUAAAGAUAGACGAAAAGGUUGAGAAAGUGUACAGAAAGAAGCUGCAUGAAGAAUGGGCACUACAAAAGAAGCUAGCGGAGGUGAGUAUCUCCCCGGCUGAAGACAAUGUGGCAGCUGAGCCCAAGAAUGAAGAUAACGAAGCUGAACAGGAACAGAAAGUUCUGCCCUGUUGGAUUCUAGAACUGUUGCCGAACGAUUUGUUGUUGAAGAUUGUCAGACAAGUGGUGUUAACUUCGGGAGAGUCAUGGCUGAACCUGUCACUAACUUGUUCGAAAUUUAAUGAGCUUUGCCUUCAGAAUACAGUCCCUUACAAAGUCUUUGCAUCCUACAUUUAUGAGAAACAACGUUAUGACCAGGCCUCCCUCGAAUUGAAUCAAAUAUCCGACUUGCACAUACUAGAGGAGGACCUAUGGAAAACAAAUCACCAGAAGAUGUUGAAGGACAGGCCAUACAUAAAAUUUCAAGGCAUAUACAUUAGUAUUGUGAACUACCUCAGACACGGAGCCAAUGCCGAGGGCUCUUUAUCGCUCAUCAAUCCGAUUCAAAUGAUAACUUACUACAGAUAUUUUAGGUUCUACCCAGAUGGUCGGUGUCUGCGACUGGUUACCACAGAUGAACCAUCCCAUGUUGUAAGCCAUUUUUCUGACAAAACCACACCCAAAGGCAGCGAAAUUUGCCGCUGGAGCCUAGCCCUUGACGAUAAUCUUGGUCGCUUAAAUAUUAGAAGGUCUGAUGAAAAGUAUUCUUACUUCGAAGAGCUACAGAUCAAGAGUCAGGGCCAUAAGAGACAUAAUCGUUUGAGCUGGAUCAAUUCUCUUGUCAUAGAUAAGGAGGGAAACGUAUCCGAAUGCUCAUUACGGAAUGAAAAGCCCUUCUUCUUCUCAAGAGUACGCUCUUAUGCCCAGGAAUCAUAA
Molecule: messenger RNA, 1047 nt
Organism: Torulaspora delbrueckii
Lineage: Eukaryota; Fungi; Ascomycota; Saccharomycetes; Saccharomycetales; Saccharomycetaceae
Gene: HRT3
Product: SCF ubiquitin ligase complex subunit HRT3
Exons: 1
Coding region: 1-1047 (348 amino acids)
Biological process (GO): SCF-dependent proteasomal ubiquitin-dependent protein catabolic process
Cellular component (GO): SCF ubiquitin ligase complex
Molecular function (GO): protein binding
Source: RefSeq, a predicted model, not a curated record